Molecule: messenger RNA, 4661 nt
Organism: Delphinapterus leucas (beluga whale)
Lineage: Eukaryota; Metazoa; Chordata; Mammalia; Artiodactyla; Monodontidae
Gene: PHETA1
Product: PH domain containing endocytic trafficking adaptor 1
Biological process (GO): retrograde transport, endosome to Golgi; receptor recycling; endosome organization
Cellular component (GO): recycling endosome; early endosome; trans-Golgi network
Source: RefSeq, a predicted model, not a curated record
CUGCCCCCGCCUCCUUCCGUCUGAUCCGCGCUCUCCCGCGGCUGCGCCGGCUCGGCCGCCCGGGAGACAAAGCACCGCCGAUGCCGCCGCCGCAACCGAGCAGUUCCCGGGCCAUGGCCGGGCCGCUCCCCGGCUCCGCGUCUCCUGUCCUGCCACUGCUGCCGUCGCCCUAGUCCGCGCCGUGAGGUUUUUGAGCACCAACUACAUGCCAGGCACUGGAAUUCAGACAGAGAACCUCCGCCCUCCUAGAGCAGCAAAAAUGACCCAGAUGUGGAAGCAGAGGCCCAGAGAGGCUUAAAGCUUGCCCGGGGUCACACAGCCUGGACACUACAGAGCUGACAUUUGAACCCAGAGAAGAGCAAGCCGAAACCAGAACUGAGCAGAGGGCAGGGAAGUGAGCAGUGGCCUGAGAGGUCCCGAGCCCCCAGGCCCCGCCGCCAUGAAGCUGAACGAGCGCAGCCUGGCCUUCUACGCCACCUGCGACGCCCCGGCCGACAACGCGGGCUUCCUGUACAAGAAGGGCGGCCGGCAUGCGGCCUACCACCGCCGCUGGUUUGUGCUGCGCGGCAACAUGCUCUUCUACUUCGAGGACGCGGCCAGCCGUGAGCCCGUGGGCGUCAUCAUCCUGGAGGGCUGCACUGUGGAGCUGGUGGAGGCGGCCGAGGAGUUCGCCUUCGCCGUGCGCUUCGCUGGGGCCCGGGCCCGCACCUACGUGCUGGCGGCCGAGAGCCAGGCCGCCAUGGAGGGCUGGGUGAAGGCGCUGUCGCGGGCCAGCUUCGACUACCUGCGGUUGGUGGUGCGCGAGCUGGAGCGGCAGCUGGCAGCCGUGCGCGCAGGCGGCGGCCCAGCCCCGCCCCGCCGACCCCGCGCGCUCCCGCCCAAAGAGAACGGCUGUGCCGUGUGGAGCUCGGAGACGCCCGCCGCCCCCAGCCCCCGGCCCGGCCCCGAGCCCCCGCCACUGCCGCCCCGCCGGCGGGCCUCGGCGCCCAACGGGCCUCUCGACUCGGCCUCCUUCGCCCAGCUGCACGAGUGGUACGGGCAGGAGGUCAGGGCGCUGAGGGGCCAGUGGCUCCGCAGCCAGGCCCAGCCCUGAGGAUGGGGCUGAGGGCCGGAACCAAGAGGAAGCGGUCAAGGCCAGCCUUGAGGCCAGCACUGGUCAUGGUUCUGGUGCCACUCCAGCCCCAGGCCCUGCUCUGACAGGCCCAGCCCUGAGACACGGGGACCUGGUCCUGAGGGCGGUUGCAGUCGGCGUAAGGCCUGAGGUCCCUGCCUGGUCUUCUCUCGGGGACUCAGGCUCGGAGAAGAUGCUGGGUUCUGAGGGGUGCUUUGGGACCUCUGUCAUUCAGAGAAAGCCCAGCCUUGAGGAGGCCAUCGUGCCUGAUCCUCAGGAGAAUCCAGGCCCUGGGUGAUCCUCAAGCAGCCGGAGGGCUGGUUUUGUGGGAACUGUAGCCCCCAACCCAGCCCUGCAGGUGCCUCCAUCGCCUGUCCCGAAUCACCUAGCUGAGGCUUGUUGCUGGCAACAGGCAUCCACUGGGGCAGCUGGGACCUGUGAGGAUCUGUGGCCUGGAAGGCACAUGCCCAGUCAGCGCUGGUCCAGAGGCUCCAGACUGGGCCUCACGCGGACAGGAGGCUGGGCUGGGCUACACCACACCUGGGCCUGACCCUGUGGCUCCAAGACCCGCCGGAGGAGCUGCCUGGCUGCCGCCUGCCUGCCUGCCCCCAUAAACGUGGGCUUUCAUGUGUGCCCAGCACCGUGGGAUGGCCGGGUCCCCGGGGCUCCCGGCCCGGAGUGAGGCCGAGGCAGCACUUUCCCUUGGGGCCUCAGCCAGGCCUCGAGGUGGUGCUCCUGGGACCGUAGCGGCCCUCUGGCUUCGGGCCACAUCUGUGCUCCUGUGGCAGCCCUCACGCUCUCCCAGCACUGCUUAGCCACAUCCUCUGUCUUUUCCCAGAGCCAGCCUGGGGCGGGGCCUCUCGGGAGCUCGCCUGACCUCGUCCAGUCCUGGACUGGGCAGCUGUGGCCUGAGCUGACUUUCCAGCAGGUUCCCCUAGGGAGGAGGGGCCAUGAGCUGAUUCACGGCCCAGAAAGGGCCCAGGUGCCAAUCUGACAGGGGCAAAGAAGCAGCUGCAAAGCCGUAUUUGGCUUCCAGAACCCUCUCCCUCCAUCACAGCCCCUCUCUGAGCUCACAGACUCAGCCCCCUUCUCGCCCACAAUAUUCCAAGAGGGAGACCAGGUUUCGCUUUGCUUCGAGACCAACUUGUUUUUCACUCACUACAGUGGUCGUUCUUCAUCCAGGGAGAAUCUCGGGGGGCUGGGACACCCCUGGCCCUCAAGCUGGGUCAUGUUUACAGUCCUCAGUGCCCCCAAAUUGGGACCCCCUGAGGACACCCCUGCCCUAAUCUUUAUUUCCCCUGAGGCUCCCUCUUGGUGACAGACAGACUCGGCCCUUAGCCGCUUCCUGCUGCCUUUGGAGACCUUGGACCUUGGGGAAGAAUGGGGAGCUGUCUGUGUGUCUGCAAUCACCAGCUCACUGCUGGCUCAGUUGACUGGAGCUUCAGGUUUAAUUUAAAUACUUAGGGUGUUUUUUUUCCUAGCAACAAAGCUUGGUGUUUUCACUGCUUUUGUUCCUUGUUGGCUGGUGGGAAGGGAUAGGGUGCCUGGUUCUGGGUUUGGCCAGUGAGGGGGGGCGGGGAUAGUUGGCACUGCCCCCAGGGAGAGGGCAAGGAGCCUUGGCUGGAGACACAGGAACCUCAAGAAUCUCACCUGGUUCUUUGCCUUCUCCCUGGCAAGCCCUGCUCUCCUGCAGGUGCUCUGGGGGUCUUGGUACGCUUUCCAUGCCCCUCUUCCCCAAGUCCUCAGUGGUGGGGAUGGGGAUGGCAGCUCUUGUCCACAGGCUUUGGGUCUCAGGGGGUGUUAGGAACUGCCCAGUGCCCAUGUCCUGGCCAGACCUAGCUGGUGUGGUGAGGUGUUGGCCCCAGUCCUGGUGUAGGUUUACAAGCACUAAAGGUACAAUCUCCUCCCACCCACCCCCAAAGCACAACCUGCGGUCAGGCUACCUCCAGAGAUGGGCUGGGGAGAGAUAAUCAGGCAGCCUGGGAGAGGGAUAUAAAGGCUAAAAUAAAAUAAACAAAGGUUUGUCAAGUAAUGGCUGGUUAUAUCAUUCUUUUCCCCCAUCAAAGUCCUGGAUUGAUUUGCCUGGCAGAGCCAGGGGCAGGCCCUACAAGAGAAGCGGCUAGAGUGUGCUGAGUGCUCCCUGAUGCUCUGUCAGGCACAUUCUUACAACCUCUAUGGCAGAUACUGGCCCCCUUUUACAGAUGAGGAAACUGAGGCUCAGAGGGGUUAAGAAAUCUUCCAAGUUCACACAGCUGAAAAGUGUCAGAGCAGGGACAUAAACCUCUGGAAUCCUGUGGGAAAAGGCAGAGUCUUUGAGAGGAAUAUGAGGAAAUGGAGUCCCAAAGUUCCUUUUCAGAGGGGAGAGAAGGCAGGGGUAAAGAUGAGGAUAAAAAGUCAACUGUGGGCUGAAGGCCUGACAAUUGGGAGGGAUGCCAAAGGGAAAAGCCAAAAUUUGGCUCUUCUCACUGAUCAGUUCCUGGUGGCUGCCUCUGGGCCUGGAGUGAGGAGGAUUCUGGCACCAAUGCUAGUUCAGAGGGAAAUAUCCUGUGAUUGAUUAGUGAUGUCUGCUGUGAGCAAAGGGCGGAUGGUGGCAGUAUUUAUGAUGUAUAUCUGUUAUCUCAGCCUCAAGUGUGUUUGCUGGGCUAAUGGAAGGUUUACAGAUGGGAAGGGGCUGGCCCAAGGUCAUCUAGUAUGAUAGACUAGGCCCUAGGUCCUCUUGAUGUGGAUCCAGAGCUUGGUCACAUGUCUCUUGCCAGCCUGGAAAAAUCAUGCACAUUCAGGAAAAUGUGGCUUAGGAUGAGCAACCUACAGUCCUUGGUCUGCAGAACAAGUUCAAAGAGUGAGAAAAAUACCAAGGUCAGGGAAUCACAUUACUCGUGAGCAAACAGUACAUGCUGAGUAAUUCCUUCCACCUCUCCUGGGACCCCAGCUGAUAGACGGGGUUGGGGAAGUGCCUCCCCACAUAGGCUGAGUCAGGAUGCUGCCCGUGGCAUUUGUGACCGCGGCCACUGCAAGGCCUGAGGCACAGAAUGGGGGAAAUAGCCGGAGAGGCAGCCCCAAGAGGGAGGGUCACAGGUGAGCCCUCACCUGCCUGGCUUCUGAGGAAUGAAACGGGGAGGGGUGACAAGUCAGUGUUGUGUGUCCACCUGCUAACAGUGUUUCCUCUUGACCCUGGGGAGGUGUUCGGGCCAUGAGCCUGAGGAAGACCACAGCAUCCCAGGAGUGUGACAAAGUUGAGGAAGUUGUCUUCACUCGAACAGUGUUUGGAGGAUACUGUAUGUGUUCAGAAGGAAUAUUCUGAGAAGCCACUUGGGGUAGGGGAUGAGAACCUCAAGGAGGGCAAUUAGGCCAGAAGUAAUGGGCUCACUGCCCAACAUCCAGCCACGCUAAAUGAUUAGUCAAAUUCUGUCAGUUGUGCUACUCCCAUUUGAUAUUCAGGGACUGGCUAAACUUGACCUGCUAAAGAUGGCUGUGUGUUGGGGGUGGGUGAGAUGAGUGAAGGGGGUCAACUGUAUGGUGAUGGAUGACAACUAGAUUUGUGGUGGUGGUC